AUGUUGUUUGGUGUGAAAUUGGCCAAUGAGGUUUAUCCUCCUUGGAAGGGUUCUUAUAUUGAUUAUGAAGGCUUAAAGAAAUUUUUGAAGGAAGAUAGCGUGAAAGGUGGAGCGGAUGAUAAGAAACCAAGCUGGGAUGAUUCGGAUGAGUCUAGGUUCGUCGAAGAGUUGGAUAAAGAACUUGAAAAAGUUUACGGUUUCCAACUGAAAAAAUACAAUAAUCUAAUUGAAAGACUAACCCAUUUGGAAAAACAAACAGAUUCAGAAUCAGCUAUCAAGGCUUUAGAUUCUGAUGCAUUCCAACGUAUCUUGGAAGAGCUAUUGAGUGAGUCUAGUGAAUUAGAUAAUUUUAAAAGGUUAAAUUUCACUGGGUUCGUUAAGAUAGUUAAGAAGCACGAUAAGCUACACCCAAAGUACCCAUCUGUGAAAUCAUUGCUAGAGGUUAGGCUAAAGGAAUUACCUUCCCAUUCGGAAGAAUAUUCCCCAUUGCUGUACCGUAUCUCCUUUUUGUACAACAUUCUGAGAAGCAACUUCAACACUAUGUCUCAGUCCUUGGCUAGUGCUUCUAAGUUUUCGAGUAUCGCCAGUAAUGACAUGGACAUGAACCUCAAAAGUUUUAAAUUUUGGGUCCAUAAUGACAAUUUAAUGGAAGUCAAAACAAGAAUCUUGAGACAUCUUCCAGUACUGGUUUACGCUAAUGUUCCCUCCGAAAACGAUGAUUUGGUCAAUAGAUUCGAAUCGGAUAUCUUAAAUGAUGACGAAAUUGUGGCUAGUUCAAGUUCCAGUGGUAGUAAUGCAGAAAACGGUGGUUUGGGAGCACGUUCUUUUGACCCACUUAUUAAUACUCUUUAUUUCGACAAUGAACAUUUUGAAAUGUAUAACAACAAGUUACUGAAGUUAAACUCGGCCCCUACAUUAAGAUUGAGGUGGACUGGUCAGCUAUCUGAUAAACCAGAUAUUUUCUUGGAAAAGAAAACUCUUAUUGAAGAUGAAACCACAGGGAAAUCGGACUUUGAUUUCACCAAACUUCAAUUGAAACAAAAAUUUAUUAAUGGAUUUAUUUUUGAUGGUGAUAAGAAAUUUAAAGACCAGACUUUAAAGAAACUAAAAGACAGUGGUACGUCAAACAGAGAAUUGGAAAAGUUGAAAGAGGAUUUUGAAGAUAUUCAAGAUUUCAUCAUCAAGGAUGAAUUGCAGCCAGUUUUAAGAACUGUUUACACCAGAACUGCUUUCCAAAUUCCUGGAGAUGACAAGGUAAGAAUUACUAUUGAUUCUAACAUUGUAUUUAUCAAAGAAGACUCUUUUGACAGAAAACGUCCAAUUAGAGAUCCUAGUACUUGGCACAGAACUGAUAUUGAUGCCAAUGUCACAAAUCCUUUGAAAUUCUUAAGGGAGGGUGAAUAUGCUAAGUUUCCAUAUUCAGUCAUGGAAAUCAAAGUCAAAGGUUCAUUAGAUUCUUCAGUAUCAAGCAAUUCUAUGAUUUCUAAUGUGAAACUGCCUAAGAAGCAUGGACAAUGGCUAAACGAUUUGACGAAUUCUCAUUUGGUCAAAGAAAUUCCUAAGUUCUCUAUCUUUGUGCAAGGUGUGGCAUCAUUGUAUGGGGAAGAUGAAAAAUUAGACAUUUUACCAUUCUGGCUACCAGACUUGGAAACGGAUAUUAGACAAGAUCCUAAGCAAGCUUACGAGGAGGAAAAGAAAAAACUGAAAAAACAAAAGGAGAUUCAAAAAAAAAUUGAUGGGAUGAGAAGAUUUUCCAACAUAAACGAACCCCAACGUCAAGAACCGGCACCUCAUGAGGAAUCUCAAAACAUUACUUCUCAAGGUGAUUUGGAGGCUGACGGCUCAUCUGACGAAGAAACCCAAGAUCAACCUCAAUCGAAAAGAUCAAGGCAAACUCGGAGAAGAAGACCAAAGGCUACCUUCCUAAGAAUUUUAGCUGGGAAGGAUCCGAAGUUAAUGGGAGUGGAUUCUGAAGAAGAGGAAAUUGAAUUGCCACCUGGUGUGAAAAAACCAUCGAAUUUAUUGAAGAACGCUGGGCCUGUCAACGUGGAAGCAAAGGUUUGGCUUGCCAAUGAACGUACAUUUAACAGAUGGUUAAGUGUAACCACUCUUUUGAGUGUUUUGACAUUCUCAAUUUACAAUUCUGUGAAGAAGGCUGAAUACCCGAAUUUGGCUAAUUAUAUGGCAUAUGUUUAUUUUGCUUUAACACUAUUCUGCGCUUUAUGGUCAUAUUCUGUCUAUAUGAAAAGAGUCAAUAUUAUUCAACAAAGAAGUGGGCAACAUUUAGAUGCACCCCUUGGUCCAGUCUUGGUUGCGAUCGUUUUAUUUGUUACUUUAGUCGUUAAUUUUGUUAUGGCAUUUAGAAAUGCAGCAAGGUCUCGCGAAGAAUUACUAAUACAGAACUUAGAAGUUCCUGAAAGAAUACCAGAAGUAUUAAGACCAAUUCAAGAUUAUCUUUUCAGAUUAAUGGGACCAAGCAAAAAAUAA
Molecule: messenger RNA, 2487 nt
Organism: Saccharomyces eubayanus
Lineage: Eukaryota; Fungi; Ascomycota; Saccharomycetes; Saccharomycetales; Saccharomycetaceae
Gene: VTC2
Product: vacuolar transporter chaperone
Exons: 1
Coding region: 1-2487 (828 amino acids)
Cellular component (GO): vacuolar transporter chaperone complex; fungal-type vacuole membrane
Source: RefSeq, a predicted model, not a curated record